CGAGGCUAUGAAUUGGUUAUAUAUAAUAUCAGUACGGCCGCCUGUUGUAUAGCAGUAAACCGACGACAGCCACUUGUUAAUAUUAAGUACUGUUGUAUGUAAACGAUAACUAGUGUAAACCGGGCUGCAGAAUAAUUUGGAAAUACAGUCAAAUAUAUGAAUGUCAAGAUAAAGUAUUGGAUUGUGUUGAUCUAACAGUUAUUUUGGUUAUUGAUUGGACAAGUUCUGGUGUAGGCCGAGAAAGUGCCGCAGGAUUUUCCAGUGUGGUUUCCCCUUGUCAGUGGUGUAGGACAGAGCGAUUGGCAAGCAAAAGGGUGAGGUGUAGGGAGGUAGAGGAAAUUUGACAGUUGAAAUGUCCAUCUAUAAACCAAAGGAUAGUCCUGUUAAUGCAGGAAUGGAGGUGGUAUUUAGAGACAUCAAUGUUAAAAAGUCCAAUGAAAGAAUUUUGAGAAAUGUCAGUGGAAUUGCAAAACCAGGGCGAUUGUUAACUGUUAUGGGACCAAGUGGUUGUGGCAAAACAACAUUAUUAGAUGCCCUGAUGGGAAGAAAUGCCUACCAAUCUGGUGAAAUUACGCUCAAUGGACAACCAUUUAAUAAACAGAUCAAACGUAAACUAAGCUAUGUUAUAAAAGAUGCUGUGUUUUUCCCUAAUGUUACCUUACGAGAAACAUUAAGGUUUGCUGCCAUGUUACGUUUGCCAGAUGCCAUACCAAUCAAACAGAAACUAGCUAGAAUGGAAUCAAUAAUAGAUACACUAGAUAUCAGAAAAUGUCUUGAUAUAGAAAUGGGUAAUAGUACUACAAGUGGUCUAACUGAUGGUGAUAGAAUGAGAGCUAGUAUAGCUUGUGAACUUAUUACUAAUCCUCUUAUGAUUGUCAUUGAUGAACCCACAGCUGAUUUAGAUGCUUUUACUUCCAUUUCUUUAAUAAAAACUCUUAAAGCUUAUACACAGAAAUCCAAUAAAACUGUUAUUAUGACUACACAAAAACCAUCAAGUCAGAUAUUUCAUAUGUUGGACCAACUUCUCCUUUUGAGUGAGGGUCAAGUUAUCUAUUUUGGAGAUUCUCAUAAAGUUAUGAAUUUCUUUGAGAAUAUUGGUUUACAUAUCGAACCCAACUUUAAUCCAGCUGAUUUUAUAUUAGAAAAAUUAGAUGGUGAUAAGGAAACUAGAGAAAAAAUAUCUGAUGCUGCUUUGGAUUUUAGAAAUUCUGAUCAGUGGCCAGAAAUUUUGUCUAAAUCUUCUACAAAUUUCUCAUCUUUGCAACUUAAUCUUGAAAUGAUAGAAGAAGCUAGAAAGAGACCAACACUAGACAGGAAAAAUCCCAUCAUUAAUAUCAAACGUAAAAUAUCAAAUAGGGGGAAAAAAGCUACAGGAGAUGAAGAAGAUAUUGGAAGUGUUGAUAUGAGUUUAAUGGAGUUGGAAUAUCCAGAACUAUUUGUAGAUAAAGACAAAUGGCCAACCAGUUUCUUUACUCAAUUUAAACAUCUGACUGUACGAACAUUUUGGCAGUGCAAGUCACGUAUUUUCAGUAAAAUGAAACUGAUAGAAAGUGUAUUAUUGUGUGUAAUAGUCAGUUUAGUGUGGUUUCAACUACCUAGAAUAGAAGAAACACUGAGAGAUCGUAUGGGAGCAAUAUUUUUUAUUGUGACUAUUUGGGGUAUUAUACCAUUGAUAGAUGCAGUAACAUCAUUUGCCACAGAGCGAGCAGUUAUUGAUAAAGAAAGAACAGCUAAUUGGUAUCGUCUGUCAGCUUAUUAUGUUGCCAAGAUGACCAGUGAGAUUCCACUUCUACUAAUUCCACCAAUUUUCUUCCUCAUAUUUACCUACUGGAUAAUUGGUUUAAAUAAUGUUGGUGGAUUUUUUGGCAUGAUAUUUACCAUUAUUAUAACAGCCAUUACAGGACAGAGCCUGGGUUUGUUUGUUGGUAUUGCUUUUACCAAUGUUAAGACUGGUGUUUCGGUGUCUGUUAUAGCAAUGACAGCUAUUAUGCUAUUAGGUGGUUUUUUCACCAGAAAUUUGCCUUUUUGGUUGGAUUGGGUGAAAUAUUUCUCCUUUAUUCACUAUUCCUUUCAUUGUUCCUUAGUGCUGGAAUUCUACGAUGGAGAGGGUGUACAAUGUUUACAGGCAAAAAAUGAGUCCAAUUUUAUGAUUUGUAAAGAUGUUAAUGCUACCCAUAUUCCACCAGAAGAUAUUCUCUCCAAUCUCGAUAUUCACUUGUCUUACAUUGAAUAUUUCUUACCAUUACUAUUUUUUGCCGCUUUGUUUCGUCUUUUGGGAUAUUUACUUUUACGUUUUGUUCAUUAUCCUAAAUUGCUUUAAAGACAGUGGUUCCUCUUAUUUCAAUCCUAAAUAGAGAUUUACCAGGGUCUGGUUAGUUAAAUACGAGUCCAAUGCUAGAGUGACCCACAGACUGUUUUAACACUACAGCAUCUUGUCACGUGGAUCAAAACAGCGUUUAUGAGAAAAGUGCUCUCAUGGGCUCACUCGUGCACUGUAGGCAGCAAACAAUCGCCCAAAAUAGACAUACACGUGACAAUGAUUCAUUCACUUAUUUAUCAAUGAAGCCAUGAAAAAAAAUUAUUUGUUUAUCGUUGGGACUUUUAAAAAUAAGUAUUUACGAACUAGAUUAAAAUUUUGGCUAAAACUCAGCGAUUUAAUUUCUAAGUUUGUUGAUUGUAACCAAUGACAUAUAUAUUGCAACGGUUCUUGGUUCGGUGUCAACUCAUGUAGUUUCGCCUUUUACUAACUUUUAAACUCACUCUUGCGGCAACGUACCGACACUGCAAGACUGUGAAAGUUACUUUUAUUUAACCGUAAAACCCUGUUGUUAGUUGUCUGGGGCUUAUUAUGCGAAAAUUGAACGUUUCCUCAUAGAUGAUGCGAGCCAGAACCUUGUGAUUACCCUACAUGUUUAAGUUUGGAGAGCAGACUUGAAAUGAGUUUGACAGUAUUAUGGUAACACUGAACCUGUAUAUGUCUUUAAUUCUGUAUUCUCCAUCCAGAUCAUCAUGUACUGUUGAAUUACUUUUUGGUAGGUUAGCAAGAACUUUUUGUCUCCCGCCUUUGGAACAAUGCAGGGGACUAUUAAAAUGGGUUCGUCUGUCUGUCAUUCACACUUUUUGGGACACAAUAACUCUCCUAAUUGAGCUAGAAUUAGUAGAAUUUUCAAACUUAGCGUCAGUGUUUAUUAGGUCGAUGCCUUGAUGGAGUUCGAAGAUGAGCAUUUUCUGUUUAGGGUAAGCAGAGACAAGCAAUUUGGUUGGUUGAUGAUUUCGGGCACAAUAACUUUAGUUCUGAUUAAGUGAGUGAUCAAACUUGGUGUAUAGUUUCAUUACAUUAAUACCUUGACAUCAAUAACUCUCUUUUAAUUGAGGUGGAAUAUUCCAACUUGGUUAGGCGUAUAUUGUGAGAAUUGCAACGUGGUUCCCCCUUGUCAGUGAUGCAGGACGGAGGGCCUGACAAGGACAGCUGUCUAGUCGUUCGGAUGGUAUGAAAAACCGAAGUCCCAUGUACACAUUGGCAUGCGCGUAAAAGAUCCCUUGAUAGUUGGAAUUCGAUAUAAGAGUAGGCCAUAGUGCCGCUGUCCGGGCAAAAUUUCCCUCAUGCCCGUCUUCAUUAGCCCAGUUCGGAGCAGAACAGUAGAAAGUUAAACUCCAUUUCAUUUCAUUUCAUUGUGUGAAAGCCUUGGCGGAGUUCGAUGAUGAACAUUGGUAAGCAGAGAUAAGUAAUUUGAAUGAUUAUGGUCACACAGUGAUGCUCUUAAGGCACUGAUCAGUGGGUCUUUUUUUUAAGGGUGCCCACAUUCCAAUGGGUAACUUUGCUGCACCCCCACUUUUAAAAUCCUACAUACGGCCCUGUCAUUAUACCUUGACUAAGUUUGAUGAGAAUUUUCUGUUUAGACUAAGAAGUAAUAAGCAAUUUGAUUGGUGAAGACUUUAGAACAUAACAACUCUGCUUUUAAUUGAGGUAGAAUGUUAACUUGAUGUUCAUUAGGAGAAUGUCUUUACCGAGUUCAAUGAUUAGCAUUUCCCGCUAAAGCUAAAGAGAGCUAAGCAAUUUCUUUGAUGGAGAGUGAUGAAACUUUUAGUGAAUAGUUGAUAAUCAGUUUGAUUGCUAGAUACUUUUGAAAAGGAUAAACUUACAAUUAAUUAAUAUGUGUCAUCUAUUUAUUUCGGUAUUUCAUCGUGGGACAUCAGCCUCACUGUUGGCUUGUUUGAUAUACUAGAAUCCUACUUUUACUUAGAAUUAUUUAGAAUCUAUUUAUUCAAGUAUAUUGAUUUUAUUGUUAUAUAUUAUCGAAUUAACAUGUCAAUAAUGGUAAAUAAGCAGAAAGGCCAAAUAUCCCGAUAAUAUAGAAAUUUAUUUGUUUGUCCAGUUGUGGAAAAUGAAGAAAAUAAUUUUAUUUUUCCAAUUUCACAUGGGACAUUUUUGAGGCCAUUAAAUUUGGGAAUGAACAGUAGUGAGUAGACCUAAUGCAGAUCAGUUUUAUUUACUCUUCCAUAACAGAAGCAUCUAUUUAUUUGGCUACAGACAUCUUCUUUGCAUAUUUUUUUGUUUGAUAUGUAAAAUGAAUUCAAAGGGACCUUUAUUUCUGUUUUGAAAGAGUAAGUUUAUAUUUUCGGCUAGUAUACAUCUAGAUACAGUAGUUAGUUUAAAAAUGUUUUCAUGAAAGUCCUACCAGUAAUUAAGAUAUUACUAAUUUACAUUUAUUCAAAGUAUUAUUGUAUCUUUUGAUUGAAGCAUGUGAGAUGGACAUGGGUAGGCUAUAACAUUUUUUUUUUAUCACUGUGGCAAUUAGGUUUGUGUCUUAGGACAUUUUUAUAGCAGAUUUAGGUAUGACCACAUGAAAAAUUGAAGCCUAUAAUCAUAUAUUAGUCAAAUUUUUGUUAAUUUACACUACAGUAUUUAGUACCCUUGUUUAUAUAAAAUAUUUAUCUUUUAUUUAAUUUAGAGUUGUCUUUAAACUCAGUGUUCCUUUUAGUAAUUUAUGAUAUAAACUAUAGUUACUAGGUAUAUCACAACAAUCUAUCUUAUUUAUAUGAUAUAAACUAUAGAAUUACCAGUCUAUCAAAUUUUAUUCACUUUACUCAAUAAAAAGUUGAAAACCAACAA
Patella vulgata (common limpet) is the source of this 5113-nucleotide messenger RNA. RefSeq lists its product as uncharacterized. Gene Ontology annotation, molecular function: ABC-type transporter activity; ATP hydrolysis activity; ATP binding. The record is from RefSeq and is a predicted model, not a curated record. The transcript has 15 exons. NCBI's taxonomy places the organism in Eukaryota, Metazoa, Mollusca, Gastropoda, Patellidae. The coding region runs from base 353 to 2320 and encodes 655 amino acids. Gene Ontology annotation, cellular component: plasma membrane.